AUGGUAAAGAAGUUGAGUCAUAAUUCAUUAAUAUAUGACAAGAAUAAAGGAUCAUUAAUAUGGUUUGAUGAUGCAAAAUAUGAAGGAAUAGGAUUUUUUGUUGAAUCUUCUAAAGAUGUUCAUUUCGAUGUUGUAUUUGAAACAGAUGGUAUCAAAAUUGAACUUGAUAUUACUCUAUUACUUUUUUCUCCUUUUUGUGCUAUGGUGUUAGGAAAAGACUACUCAAUUUUAGAACAAAUGAUUUGUAUAAGGCUUGUUCCUAUAAAUAAUUCUCCCGCAACUGAAAAUAUUGCCGAAGAUUUUAUUGAUUCUUCUACUGAAGAAUGCCUGCUAUUCGAUGAUGAAUAUAUGCAUAGAACCAUUAGUUUAUUUAUUAUUCCAGUAAAUGAGUUGUAG
Molecule: messenger RNA, 396 nt
Organism: Funneliformis geosporum
Lineage: Eukaryota; Fungi; Glomeromycota; Glomeromycetes; Glomerales; Glomeraceae
Source: the annotation of a GenBank genome assembly